Scatophagus argus is the source of this 3100-nucleotide messenger RNA. RefSeq lists its product as uncharacterized. Gene Ontology annotation, molecular function: protein binding. The transcript has 4 exons. Bases 155 to 1528 code for a protein of 457 amino acids. The record is from RefSeq and is a predicted model, not a curated record. Lineage: Eukaryota; Metazoa; Chordata; Actinopteri; Scatophagidae.
AACAUGAGCUUCCUGUGUUCGCAGCCGUCACGUGAGUGUAAACAGACGCUGCUGUCAGUGUCCACACGUCAGUGCGACACGGAGGAACACGCUACCCGCUUCCUGCCCUCUGGAAGCGGUGUGAGCUGCAGCUUUUUGAGCUGAGACUUUUCUGAUGGAGGAGCUGCAGCGGCUCCCUCCAGAAGUUUGGGUCUACGUGUUCAGCUUCCUGUCCACGGAGGAGAAACACACGGUCCGCACCUGCUGCAGGUACCUGAAGAAGCUCAUCGACCACCCGUCCCUGUGGAGGGACCACACGGUGAUGCUGUCCGACCUCCGCCGCUACACCUACGGCUACUGGGACACCCUGCGCUACCGCAAGCUCACCCGCGUGGCGGUGCGACACCUGCGGCGCAAAGAGUGGCGGCGGCUCGUCAAGUUCCUGCCGUCCCUCACCGCCAUCGUGUUUGUGGACGGAGGGCGACUGUACAAGGAGAAAUACCUGGACAACCUGUCGCGGUUCCCCGAUUUGAGGGACCUGGGGGUGCGUAACGCUACCUGGGACGAGCCGAUGUUGGGGCGGAGCCUGAUCGAGCAGCUGCGGGAGCGGCUGACGCACCUGAGCGUGUGUAACGUCCGGCUGACGUGCACGGUGGAGUUCAUUAACGCCGUGUCGCACCUGGUCAACCUGCGGUCCCUGCUCUUCCACCAGCAGGGGGAGGGCUACGGGCUGGACACCGUGAGGCCGGUACCCCGCAGCGUCUUCCACAACCUGCUGCUGAGCCUGAAGAAACUGAAGCACCUGUCCUGGGGGAUGAGAGGGGAGCCGCCGGACCCGCUGCCCGACGACUACCUCAGCCCGCCGGACCCGGAGCAACCAGGAGUGUCCCGGUACGGUGGCCCCGCGCUGACCAGUCUGGAGCUGGUGGAUUACCCAGAAACCAUCCUGCCAGUGGAUGCGCUGAGGAGCCUGUCCUCGCUCAGGUCUCUGACUGUCCGCUACAGGUACAUCAGAGAUGGCAUCGAGUGCCGCUUGCCGUCCUGGCUGAGUCCUCUCCAGCAGCUGGAGACGCUCAGCAUCAUCGGUGGUAACUCUCUGGCUACGUACACGACCACCAUCCCGUCCAGUGUGACCAGACUGACGCUGCGGGUUGCCAUCACUCUGAAAGACAUGGACUCCAUCGCACCUAAAGUGCCGGCACUCGAGCACCUCGACAUCGAGCAGAACCGCUCCAGCGGCAGCCUCUGCAGGCGGAUCCCCAUGUUGUUCCCUCAGCUCAGGACGCUCAGGAUACGGUUUUUCCGCAGAGAACCGGAGAAAGACCUGCUGAGCCUCCACCGGCUGCGACACCUGGUCCAGCUGGAGCUGCUGGUGGAGCGCUCGUUCAUCCUGAGGGACUACCUGAACGGUCACCCCUGGCCCAGCCCCUGUGUGCAGAGGCUGAUCGACCAGCUGCGAGAGCUGUCCGAGAACCGGAUCACCGUCGUCACGACGAUGCGCCAGAGAAACCCGCUGCGAGAGUGCGACUGUCUGUGGGAGGGCGACUGAGGAGGGGAGGAUAAGAACACGGGGAAAGUGGAAUUUAUUCCUCCUGAAGCAACGAGAAGAAGAAGAAGAAGAAGAUGACAAAGUCAGGAACAAAAGCAGGAAUCAAAAAGCUGAGGUGACGACUGCUGCCGUUGGGACAACGAGGCAACUGCAGGUGGAAAAUCAGUGCCUCUGAAAUCGUUCUGGACGAUGAGCCAAACAUUAGAGUUUGGAAAUUAAGCACCUGAGUCCACACAAGAUCCCCUGGUGCAUUCGAGUGCUAGUCAAGAGACUGAAGACUCAGCGUUGACAUUGAGGGAGAAAACCAGUGAGAAGACCUUGUGAGGUGACUCGAGGCGACAGCUGUCAUAGAGCGGAGACUGGUCAGCGUCAACGCCGGCCCACAGCGCGCCCACAGCCCGCCCACAGCCCAUCCAGAUUGUCUCAAGAUGCCAGAUGUCGAGCUGAUUAAACAGCCAGCUUGAUUAAUUGACCAACCGAUUAACGGGUCUGUCAGAGAAAGAAGCAACAGAGUGCUGAAUGUGACAGGAAGCUGCUGUUGUAUACGUGGAGGACAAUUAGUUUGUAUUAACCAGGGAAUAAUGUCCCGUAUUAGUCUAGCUUUUCUUAAAGAGACAGUUCAACUUAAAUCAAAAACACAUAUUUUUCCUUUUUCCUGUACAGACUUCUGCCUUCUCGUCAAUGUAACGGAACUCGAUGACGCUUCACCUCGUGGUGCUCAAAGAGACGAAGACAAAACACAACUGAAAAACUCAACAGUAACGUCUGUCUCCAGAUAUCACGACCAGUUACUCAAGAGCACCCACAGAGCUUCUUGUGGGCAGUUUCAUGUAGGAACUAUUUUCUCUCCGUAUCACAGCGCAGAAGGAAACGUGCGUCUUCUCAUGGACAAGAGGCUAACUAGGCUAACUAAGCUAAUGUUGCACUUUGAAGCUUCUUGAUGGAUAAGCAGCACAGGUAAGAGGUGAACUAUCUCUUUGAAUGAAACCAGUCAGACUGGAGUUAGGAGAUCAGGGCAGCUCAUUUUAUUUAUUAUUAUUGUUUUCUACGUAAUUAUAAGCAUUUUUCAGGUGCAGCUCUUCUCGGCUCGAGGAGGGACACUUUGUUUUCGGCAAACCUCGAUUGCACUUUGAUUGUUUGGGUUUGUGAGGAAAUGAAUACAGACAGAAACGUGCAUAUAUUUUAUUUAUUUUGUUGUAUUUAUGUAUGUGUUCAUCAAAGACUCAAGUUGUUGUGUUAUUGUUUAAACUGAAUUUCACGCAUUUUGUGUUUCAUAAACUUUAAAUAUCAGACGAGUAUUAAACUCAAACGCUGAUGAAAAUUCUUUAACAUCCGCAGCGUUUUCCAUUUUUGUUUCUCUAAACUAAAAACCAGUGCUCAUGCCUUCAGCAGCCAGUUAGAGGUUUUUAUAUUUUUAUACUUUCAGAAUUGUCUUUUUUGGUUUUUACUGUUAUUUUUAUUUCUAUUCAUUUUGGCACUCAGUGUGGGUAGCAAAGGAAGAAUUUCAUUGUGCAGGGAAACAUGUUUCUUUUUGUGCAUGUGACAAUAAAACACUUUGACUUUGAAACAUCA